CUUCGCAGGUGACGUGGUGUCCGCAUUUCUCACUCGACUCGCCGCGCUCAACCCACCCCUUUUCUUCUUGCGCGACGUGUACUUGGCCGUCACCGACGACGCCGGCUCCACCACCCUCUUUGCGGCGACCGCACCGUGCAGCAGUGCGCCGGGACCUGUGAGCGCGGCCGAGCUGGACCGCUGCACGGUCCGUGAGGGCUGGGCGGGCGGCGGCGCACAGGUCCGUCCUCUGUGCCAGGCGUGGCAACCUCCUCCCGUGGGGGAGCCAUCCGUGGUCUACACCACGGCUGAUUUAUCGUCGAUAACCCGUGAAGCUAUCGGUGCUGCGCGCAGGACGUUACACUUCGAGGAGAGGACUGUACAAGAUGCGGACCAGCUGGACUGCAUUAAGCUGCGCCAGGUGCAGGCUUGUCGCCUGGACGCCAUAGCUGGCGGACCCGGACUGUUCGCUUUGCAUCGCUCCGUGGAAGGAUACGCGUCUCGAAUGGAGGAGGUGGUGGUCUUGGUGCCGGCCGCGGGUCGACCCCGGCUUACGGCUCACAGUCUCGAUUCCGCGAGGGCCUCGCGUCUUGCAUCGUUGCUCGUCAUGCUGCCGGUAGCCGCCUCCAUGGCAGCCCUGGACGCUGAACCUUUCCACAGGGCGCUGAUGCGAGCUGCAGGUCCUCCCCUGGGCCAGAGUGUGACGCCAGGGAAGCGGCGGGUGAUUUUAGGAGCAUGGAUCCUGACGUGCUUCUUCGUGAACAUAGUGUUCCAGGCUAAACUUGACGUGUCGUUUACCACUACUCGCUCGUCCCCACCGAAAGAGAUAAACUCCAUGUCAAGGCUGCUAGCUAGCAACCUCACGAUUGCAUCAAAAUUCGACCUACAUUAUGCCAUAGCUGAUGUUGUGCCUCCCAGACUACUGCAUCGCGUUAAGUUCGUCCGCGAGUCAGAGACAAUACAUUUUGUUCCGGAAGCCGCGGCCCGCCGAGAUGCAGCACUGGUAGUGUUCCUCUCUGACGCCAAAGUCAUCACUACGCUGUAUCCAGAAAGGUUCCACUACUUCAGGCUCAUGGAGACAGUCAGGACUUCCCUCUACUUCUCCAGAGGGUCACCUGCGGGACAGGCCAUCGUCAGGGUCCUUGGCCGCUGGCUUGCCGUGGGCGCCCUCACUCACCAGCCGCAGCUGACAGCGCCUCGGAACAGGCGCGCGCCUCGGCCGCACGCGCCUCUGUCCAUGCUUCAACUUGCGUUGCCUUUCCAGACCUUUGUAGGGGGGCUCGUAGUCGCACUAAUCGUCUUGGUUGGGGAGCAUUUGUAUUCCAUAAGUCACAGCCGCAAAUGCAGUGUACUUCAAUUCUACAAAUAAACAGUUUAAUUACCGACCAGCUGUCCCCACUGGGAUUGACCACGGUCCUCGUCAACCGUCAAGAGGUCUCCUCUCCUCUCACUCAGGGUAGAAGGACAGGUGUCCGGCAAAAUCUACAGUACCGUACACUGUUGUUUAUUUGGCGAGUUACA
Frankliniella occidentalis (western flower thrips) is the source of this 1500-nucleotide messenger RNA. RefSeq lists its product as uncharacterized. Lineage: Eukaryota; Metazoa; Arthropoda; Insecta; Thysanoptera; Thripidae. The record is from RefSeq and is a predicted model, not a curated record. The transcript is spliced from 5 exons. The coding region runs from base 485 to 1348 and encodes 287 amino acids.